CUCAAGCACAUUAGCACAGACAAUAUGAAAUUUCAGUUUGUGUAAUAUCUAUACACGGAUGCAGAUACGUUUCUAUAAUCAAUGACACUUGUUUAUGGAUAGCAAAUCUUUCUUUUUCAUCGUUGUGCGUUUACCGUAUCGGAGGUUAUAAAAUGACUCGUAAACGCCGUAACGGAGGACGCGCUAAGCACGGCCGUGGACAUGUCAAGGCAGUAAGAUGCACGAAUUGUGCAAGAUGCGUUCCAAAGGACAAGGCUAUCAAGAAAUUUGUGAUUAGAAAUAUCGUUGAAGCUGCCGCUGUUAGGGACAUAAACGAAGCCUCCGUUUACACCUCAUUCCAGCUCCCCAAGCUAUAUGCCAAGUUGCAUUACUGUGUGUCAUGUGCUAUCCACAGCAAAGUUGUGCGCAACAGGUCAAAGAAGGACAGACGUAUUCGUACGCCACCUAAGAGCAACUUCCCGCGAGACAUGUCCCGCCCACAGAAUUUGCAACGGAAGUAAAUUAAUAAAUUUAUAAGAAAAAUCAA
Molecule: messenger RNA, 526 nt
Organism: Pieris napi
Lineage: Eukaryota; Metazoa; Arthropoda; Insecta; Lepidoptera; Pieridae
Gene: RpS26
Product: 40S ribosomal protein S26
Exons: 3
Coding region: 153-500 (115 amino acids)
Biological process (GO): translation
Cellular component (GO): cytosolic small ribosomal subunit; ribosome
Molecular function (GO): mRNA binding; structural constituent of ribosome
Source: RefSeq, a predicted model, not a curated record